AUGGCUGCUCCUUCAAGCUCUGUUGUUACCGUCGAUCCCGAUGGAGAUCUGGUACUCCUUUUAGAGCUGAUGCCAAUUCGUGAAUCGAAUGAAUCCAGCUCAAAACCUCAGAUCAACGUUCCUAACGCAAACGUUUUCAGUCCAGAGGCAGCCAACAGCCCUGGAGAAACACAAAAUGUGUGUACUCAAACGUUCAAGUCUAAAGUACUGGUCUCUUCAAAGCAUAUGUCGUUUGCUUCACCAGUAUUUAAAGCUAUGUUGACAGGAGAUUUCAAGGAGGCUGUUGAACUCAGGGAGAAAGGUAGAAUCGAGAUACCACUUCCAGAUGAUGAUGCAAGUGCUAUGAUCACAUUGGUUAAUAUUAUACAUGGCCGCUUCAAAUCAGUCACGAAAAAUCCCGGUUUAGCUUUGUUUACUGAAAUCGCAAUCUUGGUUGACAAAUAUCAAUGCCAUGAGCCGACCGAGUUGGCAGUUAAGGUUUGGAUCGCCAACCAUCGUCUACUUCCAUGGAGUCAGAGCUGGAGCUGGUACGGUACUGCUUGCUGGAUAUGUGUGGCAUGGGUAUUUGGAAUAGAUGAUGAGUUCAAAGAAGCGACAGAGAAGAUCAUCAGGGAAAGUGGUGUGGGCCUUGGAGCAAUACUAAAGGAGAAUGAUCUAGAUUUUCCUAUCCCAGAAAGGGUUAUCAAUAAGAUAGAUAAAAGCCGUGAGAAUGCCGUAAGCCAACUCAUCAACGUUCUCAAGGAUACAAUAUCUAGGUACCAGAGCCAAACUUUGAUAUGUCCCAGCCACAGUUCGCCUGUCUUGGACAUAACAUCUCAACGAGAAACCUGCGAUGCAACAGUUCUUGGAAGUCUCAUAAAAAGUGCCACAGAGAAAGGGCUGUUUCCGCUUCCAGAAGCUCCAUUUGAUGAUUCGCUGCGGUAUUGCGGAGUCAAGGGCAGCAUCGAGACACUCAACGCCCAGACAGCCUGCGAUGUAGUUGUACAAGACGAAUCUUUACACCACGAUAUUCUGAAAAUGAUUCAACAAUCGAUCAAGUCCAUGGAUGAAAAUUUAUCUGGAUUGAGUCUGGCAGAUUGCAAGUAG
Messenger RNA from Botrytis fragariae, 1086 nucleotides. RefSeq lists its product as uncharacterized. The transcript has 2 exons. The coding region runs from base 1 to 1086 and encodes 361 amino acids. Lineage: Eukaryota; Fungi; Ascomycota; Leotiomycetes; Helotiales; Sclerotiniaceae. The record is from RefSeq and is a predicted model, not a curated record.